Messenger RNA from Zingiber officinale, 1676 nucleotides. RefSeq names its product 7-deoxyloganetin glucosyltransferase-like. The transcript is spliced from 2 exons. NCBI's taxonomy places the organism in Eukaryota, Viridiplantae, Streptophyta, Magnoliopsida, Zingiberales, Zingiberaceae. Bases 21 to 1544 code for a protein of 507 amino acids. The record is from RefSeq and is a predicted model, not a curated record. Gene Ontology annotation, molecular function: UDP-glycosyltransferase activity.
ACUUAAUUAUUCAAUUAAAUAUGGUUCCAAUUGUCCAUUAUCUUGACCCAGAUCAUCCCAGACAGACGAAGGUUGAACUGGCCGUCAUGUCCGAGGCAAAGAUGGAGCGCUCCUCGACCAAAACUCAUCUCGUCUGCAUGGCUCUCCCCUUGCAAGGCCACAUCAACUCCAUGCUCAACCUGGCCAAAGUCCUCCACUUCAAGGGCUUCUUCAUAACCUUCGUCAACACCGACUACGCCCACCGCCGACUUCUCGGAUCACUCUCCGCUCUCGACGGCCUCCCUGACUUCCGCUUCGCCAGCAUCUCCGACGCCCCCGACGAUAGCGACCAAUUAUACAGACAAGACGCUAGAAAUCGCGUUCUCGCCGCCCAAAAGCACUGCCCUGCUUCUUUCCUCAGGCUCAUAUCCGCGCUGAACGAUCCGAGCAUAUCCAGCGUCCCACCCGUUAGAUGCGUCAUCUCAGAUUCCUUCGCCACCUUCACCCUCAACGCCACCACCAAAUUGGGGAUCCCUAACGUCUUCUACUGCACAGUCGCCGUGUGUGGCUUCACGGACUUGUACUACUCCAAGGACUUGAUCGAGAGGGGCCUCAUCCCUUUGAAAAGUGAAGACGAUCUUACAAAUGGGUACCUGGACACUGUCGUUGAUUGGAUACCAGGAAUGGUAACAGUCCGGCUGAGAGAUUUGACUAGUUUCAUUCGAACCACCGACCGAGACGACGCAUCGCUCAACUUUUCCAUGGACGGAGCGCGUGCAUCUCACCGAGCCACGGCAAUCAUCUUCAACACUUUUUCUGAAUUAGAAUCGCCAUUGCUCAGCGCGUGUUCAUCGAUGCUCCCGGCGCCGGUGUUCGAUAUCGGUCCCAUGUGCCUGCUUUCCCAGCACAUUCCCGAUGAUUCAUCGACCUCAUCGAUCGGUGGACUGAACAUGUGGAGAGAGGACUCGCGAUGCAUGGAAUGGCUAGACGAAAAGGAGUCAGGGUCCGUGUUGUACGUCAACUUUGGUAGCUUGACAAACUUGACGAGCGAGCAGGCCGUGGAGUUCGGAUGGGGUUUGGCGAACAGUGGAUGCGCGUUUCUUUGGGUCAUUAGACCGGACCUCGUGGUCGGCGACGCGGCGUUGUUGCCACGGGAGUUCUCGGAGAUGACCGAGGGAAGGAGCUUCUUCACGAGCUGGUGCCCACAACGGAGGGUGUUGGCUCAUGCUGCAAUUGGAGGUUUUUUGACGCACUGCGGAUGGAAUUCUACGACGGAAAGCAUAUGCUCAGGGGUUCCCAUGAUCUGUUGGCCUUUCUUUGCCGAUCAGCAAAUUAAUCGUAGGUACAUAUGCUCUGUAUGGGGCAUUGGAAUGGAAAUUGGUGAAGAUGUAACGAGGGAGGAGGUGGAAGGGUUGAUCAAGGAGCUGAUGGAAGGGCGGAAGGGGAAGGAAAUGAAGAGGAAAGCGGUGGAGUGGAAAGAAAAAGCAGUUGAGGCAGCCAAACCUGGUGGAGGAUCUUGGAGAAAUUUGGAAAAGCUUAUCCGGGAGAUAAUAAUGAAGAAGUGAUGUUAAAUGGAAAAUUAAACUUAUUUUUCUAUGUUGAAUAAUUAAAUAAGUUACUUUUCUAUUAUCUUUACAGUUCGUUUAUAGUUUAGUCAUGAAAUUUGGUGAUAUAUAUAUAUAUCACAUGCAUAAGCA